AUCGAGAGAGGGAGAGGGAGAGGGAGAGGGAGAGGGAUCGAGAGAGGGAGAGAGAACGAGAGAGAGGAGGAGAGAGCUUCGAGUCGCGUGGCUCGCACGGCAGUUUCUAUAGCAGCGAGAGAAGCGGUCGAGGGGUCGUAUCCGGGGGUGGUGUCGGUGGUGUCGGCGGCGGCGGUGGCGUCGUCGUUGGCGGCCAUCCGGCUGAUCCUUCUGCCGGUGAUCCUGGCGGCUACAUACCCCGCGGCCGUCCACCUCCAGCCAGCUCUUACCACGUGACAUCGACCAGGGCGAGGGAUCGGCUCUACUCGAGAACCGGCCCGUAUGCCUCCGGGCCGCCGCCCCCGCCCCACUUAGAUCGUCAUCGCGGUGGCCUCCCACCGUCAUCCUGGUCGGCGUACGAGUCGACCACCUCGAGGUACGGCAACGCACCGCCGCCACCCUCGCCUGCCAACAACGACGCCUACCAGGACGAGCAAGGCGGCGGUGGAGGUGGCGGCAGCAGUAGCAGCGGUGCGUUACGACAGCACAAAAAACAGCGGAGAAAAUCGCGAAGCGGAAGCAGCUCGCCGAGUGGCAGUAGCCGUUCCGGCAGCAGCAGCAGUAGUCGCAGCGGUAGUUCCGCCGGCAGCACUUCCGGGGGCAGCACGUCGCCCGGUAGUUCGCCGCACCGCACCGGAAAUGCCGCCGUCACCGAGGACCGCAGGCCGCUCGCUAUAUGCGUGCGUAAUUUACCGGCACGCAGCAGCGACACCUCGCUCAAGGACGGUCUCUUUCACGAGUAUAAGAAGCACGGUAAAAUAACCUGGGUGAAGGUGGUCGGUGCGGCCGGCGAUCGGUACGCCUUGGUCUGCUUCAAGAAGCCCGAGGACGUGGAGAAAGCCCUCGAGGUGUCACACGAUAAGCUCUUUUUCGGCUGCAAGAUCGAAGUAGCCCCUUAUCAGGGUUACGAUGUCGAGGACAACGAGUUCAGGCCGUACGAGGCAGAGCUCGACGAGUACCAUCCGAAGGCGACGCGUACGCUCUUCAUCGGCAACCUCGAGAAGGACGUCACAGCGUCUGAGCUUAGGAAGCAUUUCGAGCCUUUCGGCGAGAUAAUAGAAAUAGAUAUUAAAAAACAAGGCGCUGUGUCGAGCUAUGCCUUCUGCCAAUACUCCGACAUCGGUAGCGUCGUCAAAGCAAUGCGAUCGAUGGACGGCGAACACCUGGGCGCGAAUCGAAUAAAACUUGGAUUUGGAAAAUCGAUGCCCACCUCCUGCGUAUGGGUUGACGGCAUUGGAGAUUGUAUGUCGGAAAAGUACCUGAACAUGCAGUUCCAUCAGUUCGGACCGAUAAAUCAGGUCGUGGUGGAUCGCGAGCGUGGCCACGCUUUAGUCUUCUUCGAGCAAAUCAGCUGCGCUCAAGCGGCCGUGAAGGAGAUGAGGGGUGCGGCCCUUCGCGGUCGUCGGCUUCAGGUCGAUUUCGCUUCCAGAGAAUGCCAGGAGACGUUUUACGAGCACCUAGAGCGACAGGGUAUCGCCAGUGAUAAGACUUGGGACACGAGACCUUCGUCAGCGACCACCUUCGAUGUCUCGAUUCCUUCCAGGCGGGAGCGUAGCAGUUUCGACUCAGGGGUGACGGUGUCAAACUCGAGUAGCAGGUUUACCCGGUACGAGACGCCCCCGAGGUCGAGAACGGCGAGUUACUCCCGCGCUUCUGGAGGAGGAAGCACACCUGGCGCCAGUCCGGCGCAUCCGACCGCUAUGUCACGUAGCAGUAGGCGAUCCUAUCAGGACACCUACUACGACGGCGACUAUAGCGAGCCGGCACCGCGAAGAUUCCGCAGCUACGACGAGUUCAGCCAGGGUAGUGGGGCCAGUCACGACGAUUAUCAGAGCAGCGUGCUCGGCGACGGGAAGUUGAACGACGACGACUGUCCUCCACCGUCGCGUCGCCACGCGGUGCAAAGCGUCGUUACCAGUGUGGAUCCUCCGGCCCCACCGCCCCCGUUACUCCCACCACCUGAUAUCAGACACCUGCAGAAGGAGCGUGUCCAUCUGCUGGAGCAAUUGGAGGAGUGCCACAGCAGCGGCGACGAGGUUGGCUUUGCCCCGAAGAAGCGCGCGAAACUCGACGGCGCGUCCACCACCACCAUACUGUGCGAGGAUGACGAGCCUGAGAUCGCGUCGUUGCUCGUCACCUCGCACUCCAGUAGGAAAGGCAUGGACAUUCGACGGGUUAGCGAUAGUAAGGUGGUGGUCCAUCACGGUACGCGGAGAGGAAGCUGCGAGGGAAGGGGUCCAGGACCUUGCAAACGACGACGCGAUGUUACCAGCAGGCAUCACGAACAUCACGACGGAUCGCGGCCGGGCACACCUCUGGUCGACGAGAGGCCCGAAAACUUGGUACCCAGCGAGCCGAGGCGGUUUCGCGAGAGGAGUCACGAUGGACCCCUGUCGUUGCCAUUGCCAAGAUUCGCGGCUCAGAUGCUGAACAACAACAACAACAACAACAACAACAACAACAACAACAACAGCAGCAGCAGUAGUAACGCUAGCGGUAGCAACAGCAAUAACAGCGGCGGUAAUCGUUCGAGUAGCGGGAACCUCGCGAAAGUGACCAGUCCACCGUGCGCUAACUUGUCCUCGACGGCACCCAGUCCUCGAACCGCACCCCAACCGCCGGCCUCGCCACCGCCUCGUCAUCCCAGCCCGAGUCCGACGAGCUCCGACAGCGAGACCGCUCCCCAAUCACCUAGCCUCGAAGAAAGGAUACGCUCCCUCGACGAGAAGUACGAGAAAUGGUCCGGGUCUAGAGCGCUUAGCGCGGCCGGUGGCGACGCGUUGGCGAAACUCGACGCCACCGCGUCCGAACGGUUCAGGUUUCGUCACAAACUUCUCGACUUGGAUCUACACGAGGUGCAGCCGUCCGACAUCGUCAAGUCGGUUCUUGCCAAGAGGAGCGUGUUCGACGAGGAUUCGAAACGUUUAGAGAACUUUAGCGAGAAGUACGAACCGAGAGAGUUCACUGGCGUGAUAAACGUCAGCUCGAUAAUCGGCAGCGCAAGCGGCCUCGCCUCGAGCGGAGGCUGCACUAGUAAGGUUUGCCUGCAGUAUCCAUUUCCUAGUCAUCCGCCGGUACAGCCGACCAGUAGCGCCUCCACGACCAGUCAAAUCGGUACGGGAACGUCUCUGUCUUCUAGUUUAACGACCACCAUGUCGUCCAUGCUGAAGACGGACCCACGGUCGACGGCGCAGCACAACUGCGUCCAUCCGACACCGGCCACCCCCAUCACGCCUGGUACGUCGAUCAAGACUGUUAGUCCCGAAUUACCACCAGUUUCUCUACCAAUUGGUCUUAGUGGCGGAAUGGCAGCCAGUAGCGGCAAUAGUAGUGGUUUAGCGUCAGCGAGUAGUAUUCUUAGCAGCAACGGUAGCGUAAGUAGUAUUCACGUUCUUGGAGCCUCGACGACACGAGGAUUGUGCGGUUCCGCGAGCUCUUCGUUGGUAGCCGCGGUCACCGCUUCGUCGACGGCCUCCUUCUCGACACCGAUCGCGACGACAGCGGUCUCAACGACAACCACAACUACCACCACCUUGAUGACGACCGUUAUCACGCCGGCAACCACCACCUCCACCGUUAUCUCCACCUCCUUGUCGAGUAAUAGUCAGUAUCAAACUUCCAUGUCCACUACCUCCUCGGUGCUACCGUCUUCCACAACGCCCUCCUCGAAUUCAUCGUCUUUGUCCUCGUUGUCUUCGUCCAGCAACGAUAGCUCUCGGUCUCGUCCGAGGAAGGAGAUCAGCAGCAGUAACCGAGAGAGCAGAGACUCGCGCGAUAGCAAAGACGGCAGCAGAGAGUCGAAAUACAGCAAGGGAAAGGAUUGUCAAAGGAAAUCGCGGAAAGAGGAGGCGGACGUUGAGAGGAGUCGCAAAGAUCGAGAGGAAAAAGACAAUUCCGCCGUGGUGAAUGAUAACGGCGACUCGGACAGUCACGCGAGAGAGUUCAAGGAGAACAAAGAGAUACGUUACGAGAGAAAAGAGAGGGACGAGAAGGAACGAAGGGAGAAGGACGACCGCGAGAGGCAAGAACGAAGGGAGAAAGAAGAUCGUGACAGACAGGAGCGCAAGGAGCGAGAGGAGAGACGAGAAAAGGACGAGGAAAGACGAGAACGAGAGAGGUUGGAUAAAGAACGUCAGGAAAAGGACAAACGAGAGAGGGAGGAAAGGGAACGAGAACGAGAAAGAGAACGUGAACGUGAACGAAAGGAACGCGAAGAGAACGAGGCUAAAGAGAAAGAGAGGAGAGAAAAGGAACGGUUGGAACGUGAAAAACGAGAGAGGGAAGAGAAAGAACGCCAGGAGCGUAGGGAGAGAGAAGAACGAGAGAGGAGAGAGCGUGAAGAACGUGAAAGAAAAGAGCGUGAACUUCGUGUAGAACGGGAAAAGCAGGAGAAAGAACGCCUCAGGAAAGAAAGGGAGGAUCAGGAGAGGCGAGAAAAAGAGGAACGGGACAGAUUGGAGCGCGAGAGGAGGCGAGAGGAGAAGGAACGAUUGGAGAGGGAAAGGAAGCGUGAAAGGGAGGAGAAGGAACGACUAGAAAGGGAACGAAGAAAAGAGAAAGAAGAACGGGAACGAGCCGAGAAGGAAAAGCGUGAAAAGGAGGAGAGAGACAGGCUCGAGCGGGAAAAGCACGAUCGUGAAAAGAGAAGAGAGCGUGAGGACCAAGAGAGAAGAGAGAAGGAAAAGUCUGAACGCGAAAAGAGAAGAGACAGAGAGGAGAAGGACAAAGAUAAGAGGGAUCGUGACGAGAGUAGACGACAACCCACCGAAAAUCAUCUCCAUCAAUCUGUGUCGCAAUCUCAGAAUCAGAUUUCUCCAGCUCCCGUGUCCAUCAAGCGGCGAUGUUCGUCGCAGGAUGGACCGACGGAGGACGAAGCGAAACGUAUGAAAAUUUCUGAACACCGUAGAGACAGCAAAGAUCGGCCUAGACAGAACAGAAGAUCGGAGGAUCGUAAACAUCGCAACGAUUCUCAUCGUUCGAGUCGGGAGAGCAGAGAAUCUCGCGAUAGCAAGGAGAGUAGCGGAUCAACGCAGACCCAGGACGGCAGGGAAUCGACUCACAGCGAAGUAAACAGGGAAUCGAACAGAGAAUCGAACAGGGAGAACAGAGAAAAUCGGGAGAACAAUCGGGAGGGCGGCAAGGAGAAACAACGAAGCAAGAGAAACCGCUCGGAGAAAGAAUCCAGAGAACGAAGCCCAAGAGUGUCCCACGAGUCGGAUAAAGAGUUUCUAUCGAGGCUGGAUCUCUCGAAGCGCAACGAUUCGAACUCGCCGAGCGAGCAGACCACGGUCAGUUCGAAUCAUUCGCGGGAGAUGCAACAGCAUCAUCAGCAACAGUCUUCCCUGAACUUGCACAGCGACGUGGACGAUGGUCCGUUGUCCACUCACGAGAUGCAAGUGGCCAGGCAUCCAUCGGCCACCGACACGGACAGCGACGAGCCGAAGAAGCAUUCCAUCUUCGAUAUCGUCGACGACGAGCCUGCCUACAUCAGCAUGUACGACAAAGUGAAGGCGCGUUCGACGAAGAACAUGCAGAAGCUGGAGGAGGAGAAACGUCAGGUACGCCUGAAAGACAAAUUCUCGCAGCUGAAGCAGAGUCGAGCGAGACGGGAAGAGAAGAAGCAGAGUACAUCGUGGGAUGGCGACUCGGUGUCCAGUAAGGCUCUAACGGAGGACGAGGCAACCUCCGAAUCCGACUCGGCCAGGGCCAAGUCUCUGUCCAGGAAGAGUUCCCGAUCUCGAAUUCAUUCGGACACCAGCGAGGAGGAGGAAUCGUUCAACAACAAGAUUCGAAAGGUGGUGAAGACCGAGAGGUUCUUGGAGAGCGACGUGGAUCUCGGCUUCGCGGAUACCGAAGAGAAGCACAAUCCUCUCGAGACGACCAACGUGGUUGGUAAUAGUGUUCAUCCGAAGGUGAAGGAGGAGCCACGCACGUCCGACGACGACGAGCGAAUCUCCGUUCCUUUCCAUGGAAAUCAUCCGGCGAUCGUGGUGAACAACCACGACAGGGACUCGCGUAAGAAGUCGCAUAAAAAGAAGCAGAAGAGACAGAAGAACUCGAUGUCCAACGAGGAUAGUUUGAAGACCGAUUCCUCGGAGAACAUCGAGCAUAAGAACAAGUCUAACAUCGUGACGAGCAACGCGGACUGUAGACCGAAUCACACGUCGGAGACUAUCAACGUCGCCACGACGCCGACGUCGGGGACCACGGUUCUGGAGAACACGGAGGAGAGGAUACGCUCGGACAAGAAACAACGGAACAAGAAAGAGAAGAGGAGAGACAGGAACGGAGAAGAAAAGGCUAAGGCAAGGAGGAAGAGGUUGAACAGACAAGAAGCCAGAGACUCGCAACGGAUGGAGGAUAUUUUUGGCCCGCUUUCGGACGAGGUUGACGAUGGUCCAUCGAACACGUUCUUCAAUCGAUUAGGUAACAUCGCGUCGGAAAACAACACGUACGCCUCUGACAGUGACGGUGGUCAUAGUCCAGUGUUGGACGUGGAUCGAGUCAGACGAAAGGCGGAGAAGAAACAACGCCGCCAUCAACCCGAGGACGAGAACAGCGUGGAUUUGGCCGAAGCGGGACGGGAAAUCGAGGCGAAGCUUCUCGGUCUACCAAAUUCUCCGAAAUCAGCCGUGGCUUGUACGGAAAGCAACGACCACGACGUGUUCCGAUUCACCGACGACAACGACAGCGUCGAACCAUCCACUCCGUCCGCCAUUCCGGAAAAGAUUAAAGAGAAGAAGAAGAAGAGGAAGAAGUCGAAGGAGGAGCGUAGUAGAAAGGAUUACCAUCAUCACCACCACCAUCACCACCAUCAUCACGAGAAGAGCGGUGAGUUACCCUAUUUGGGUGCAGAUCCUAGUCCUCCCAGAGCCAGCAGUCCAUUAAUUCCUAAGACGAUGUCGCCAACCUUACCAACACCCAGAGAUACUUUAUUGAGCCCGAUUCCCAAAGUGGCGACCAACGUGCCAACGGUACCUUCGAUGACCCCUCCGGUCGUGACUGGCAGCAUUCAGACCUCGAAGCCGGACAAGAAGAAGGACAAGUUCAUUCCUGGUUUCGGUAUGGAGAUCGACGAAACCAUCCACGAGAACGCGGUGAAGAGUAUCUCGGAACCGGAAGAACGCGAGAACAGCUGUCAGUCUCGGAGUGGAAGGGAGGAGCCGGAAGUCGCGGCCCCAACGACGCCGCCCGCUCAAACCGAAGACAAACCACGAGUGGCGAUUUCUCAGGAGGAAACCGAAGACGCUGUGGCCGCGUUGCUGGAAGAAACUUUCGGUGGAUCUACGGAAGACUUCUCCUACGAGGGCGAAGAGGAAGACGCGGAAGCGGAUGACGCGGUAGGAGCAUCAGCCGAGACGCCUCAAGAGGACGUCGAAGAGAUGCAACAGGCUGUCGAGAGUCUGAACGCUUCUACCGGAGAAGGCGAGGCAGAUAUGAAACCAGACACUCCUCAAAGCGAACACGAUCUGCAAAUAGACACCGACACGGAGGAGGAUCCGAAUUACGAGACGUUCGAUUUGACGCAGCCACCCAAAACCCCAGACAUUCCAUCGUUCUAUAAAUCUCCUACGAAAACCGUCAACACCAUCGCACCUGCCAUAGCUUCGACUGAAAAGCCAGUGGAACCUCGCAUAACGUCCAUGACCACCAAACCGCAGAGUCCACCGACCACCGUGAUCGCUCAUUCUUGGAAUCUGAACGAGAAGCCUCGAGAAUCGGCCAAAGCAGCGCCAUUGGAGAGCGUAGAGACGAACGUCAGCGCAGCUAGUCCGGAGAGGAUAGCUGUACAUGCCCAUCGUGCUUCGACGUCUCCACCUCCGCAGUACAAACCGCCAGUUUUGGGCCUGAGCAGCGUGCCCAUCACCAGUGAGACGCCUAGAAUUGCCGCGGCUAGUCCCAGGCCACCCAUCAGCGUGCAAUCGUUGUAUCAGAAACUUCCUGUGUCGCCGCAAUCUCAAAUGGUACCGAUGCGACAAGCUUCUCCUAGAAUGCCAAACAUCUCUGCAGUCUCCACUUCGGCCUCUUCGAAUCAGACACCUCUACCUCCGUUAGUUCCAUCCAGGAUUCCACCUCUGGUACCGUCACAGUUAUCGCCCAGAGUCUUACAGCCUCUGUCGCCCAACGGACAGUGGUCACGAAACUCUGCUCUGAGUCCUCACGUGCCAUCCGUUGGGAAACCAUCUCCACCAUCGGCUAGAAUCGCAGUGAGCGUCUCUGUGUCCACGCAGAGGUUGGAAUCACCAGGUCAGAUUUAUUCCACAGCUGCUACUCAGCAACCGGUUAUCCAGCACGCUCCGGGUAUGAGGGCUUUAGCGCCCAGAGGAGGUUUGCCGCCGUUGACGUUAAAUAUUCCACACCGUCCUUACAUGCCCGUUCCACCGUUAGCCCCGGGAGUCCAAGUGAAGAGCUCCAGGGACUCGACCUUAGGCGGCAAAUCCGUGAUCGAAACGUUGCUCCCUGUGAAUCCGAACGAACCCUCGCAACGCCUGGAGGAGCCUAAACUCUCGCCAGCUGUUAUUCCAGAGCCCACGAACAAAGCAUCGACCUCUCCGAAAGUUCCUUCGCCAAAUCAGCCGCCCACGUACAUUCCCGAGACGGCGAAGAUCGAAAUCAAUGCCAGUACGUCCAGUCCAGUGUUCGGCAAGCCGACUUCCAUGGUGGACACCUGCUCCCUGUCGUCGAGAUCUCAGAAACAAAUUCAAGGGCCCAUCACGACGGACAAUAAUCUACUCUCGCCGAGGCAGAAGCAGGAGAUAUCGAGUCUUCAGCUUCUAACCACGCACGUUCCGCGUUCCUCUACGCCAAGUCCUGUAAUAGUGACCCAUGGACAGCCUCAUUUGGUUCACAAGUCUGUGGUGCACAGUAUCGGCGCGACGGCUGUCUCUUCGGCCAACCAACCGUUGAUCAAGACCGUUGUACCGAUAGUGUCGCAGCAGAUCGCGUCCACAGUAACCGUUUCCGUGGCGGAAGAGAAAUGCGUCACGUCGUUGCCUUUGAGUAGCAGUCAGAGGCACUCGCCUGUCUCCCAGAGUCAACCAUCGAAGCUUCACAUUCCGUUGGUCUCCACCGUGUCUCAGGCCAUCGUAAGCAGACCUGUACCUUCCACCAUCUCUUCCGUAUCAGCGUCUCCGCCUAACGAACAGAGCACGGAGUGCCUAGAACCGCGCAUACCAGCCGAGCAAGAAUUAGAAGUGGACGCCGAUGCACAGAUGGCGCAAACAGCUCAGCCCAUGCAACUAACGCCGCCGAUACAACCCACUCAGCCGAUGGACAUCAUAAAGGAAGAACCUCUUCCGGAGGUAAAGCAGGAAGAGACGACGAUGAAAGAGGAAUUCCCUAAAGCCGAGCCUGAACAUCCUGUAAAUCAAGCCAGCCCGAAUGCAGACACCAAACCUAAAGUAGAGCAACAGCCGGAUCCGAUAAAAUCAGAGAAACUGCCAUGCGUACCGAAAUCCGAGGUUCCUGAUAAUCUUCUCGUUCCUAAGCUGGAAAUCGAAGCAACCGUGAAAACGGAGCCUGUUACAGAAAUCAAGAAGGAGGAAAUUGUGAAGGAGAACGAGGAGGCGGAUAUGGAAGAGGAACCAGCGGAGGAUCCACUGAAAGAACCCAGCAGUGAUCCUCUGGCCAUUGAUGUUUGUAAAGAAGAUCCAGCCGAUAGUAAAGAAGACAGCGAUUACUGGUCCGCGAAGGAAGUUAACAUCGAAAGCGUUAUAAAGAAGGUGGACGCGCUCUGUGACGGAGAAGGUAACGACGACGGUGAUGACGAUACUCAACACAAUCAGAACACCAGCAGCGAGACGCUGGAGCAGUCGAAGAACAACGAGUCCGACUGGUUCAGCGCCGACUCGACGGCUGAAGGCGACAAUAAGAAGAGCUUUACUUCGAACGACGAUCAGGACGAAGGCGUGGAGACCUGUGAAAGCGAAUCGACCAGGAGUCGUCGUGGCAGAACGAAAAACAAACGAGGGGUCGGCAGUCGUGGCGGAGUGACCACCAGACGAAGCAGCAGGAACACGAGCGUUGCGCAUAGACGAGGAGGAAGAACGCCUAGAGGAAGCAAGCACCAUGUUGAGAAGAAUAAAUUGCCGGCAGACGUUUACGAAUUCCACGACGAUAGCGAAGAAGACAAUGCCGGACGUCCUCGAUUGAUUCUCACGAUCAAGUCUCCGGUGCCGAAUCUGACCGGUCCCAACGCGCAGCCAGCGACACCCAUAGCUGCGGUGAAGGAGGUUCCACCGGAAGAGUUCGUCUCUCCUGCCGCGAAUACGAGGAAGUCUAGAAGGUUAGCCGAGAAGGAUGGCAGUCGAAACACCAUCGACGAUGUGAUAGAAUACGUGGUUCGUGGAUCAGCAACGAAGGGAAUGGUCGGUGGUAGCACGGGCAGCGGUCACGCUACCAGAAGGAGCACCAGGCAUAACAAUUCUCCUAAGAACGUACAGUCUACCGUACAAUUGACCGAGCACAGGAAGUCACCCAGGGGCGCGAGGAAAUCGGUGCGACGAACUUCCGAGAACAAUGACGAUAGCAGCGAGGAGAAGGUGAAAGAGGCGGUACCACCUACGCCGCAGGAGCUUCAGAACAAGGAGGAGAUUGUUCCUCCUCGGGAAGAAGCGCCAAAGGUUGAGGAACCAAGCCAGGUUGUUGCUUCGUCACCGACACAGAAGCCAGUCUCGCACGAGCCGAUGACGUUGAUCGACCCAGUGACGGGAAUGUUGAUACCUAUGAGGGAGUCCGAGGAAGGUCAGUACAUUCCAGUUUCCACGAGCUCCGGGCAAAUGCAAGCCGUCCCCAGAGCCGCGUGUGACUCGCGAAGCGCAGUUGGACAAACCGCUGGAAUGAUCAACGCCAGUCCAAGCACGAGCGAGGUGCUGCGUGCGAAACCGCCUCAACCGGAAAAUCUGACGAUUUCCGAGGAGCCUAAAAAAGAACAAACCACCGAACCGGUUCAAACUCAACAGAUUCAGCCGCAGACCAGUGUGAUCACUAAACCGCAGUCUCCUGUAGUUCAAGUUACCACUGCCGUCAGCAUGGUCCAGUCGACGACAACGUCCACCUCGGUCACCUCCGUGGCCGUGACCACGGCAGCGACACCGCAGAUAACACCCACUUGCUCGACACCGUCGAAACCUACGAGUUUGAAGGCUCACGUGUUGAACGCCAGUAAAUUGGCGGCACCUGUGCAACAACAACCACCGCCACCUCCGCCACAGCCGGUCGUCAUUACGAAACCAACGGUCCCCAGUGUGCCAAGUCAGUCCGUGGUGCAGAAUAUCGUAAAACCAACGCAGCCUGUCCAAGGACUUCAUCUGCAGAUACCUAGCAGUCGAGUGGUGUCUCCCAGUUUGAGCCCACGCGCGAAACAGCCACCUCAGAUCAACGCAGCCAACGGAAAGGGUCAAGGUCAACCCAUGUCACCGGUUCUGAACAACACCGGUGUCCCACCGAAUCCUAAGCAACAUCUGCUGCAAGCAGCCAAACAGCAGGCAUCCGCCAUAGUGAAUCUUCCUCAGAAAUUGCCUAUCAACGUUCAUCCACCUACCGUGGCAACCACCCCCACUCCGAGAAUUCAUCAACCAGUUACUCAAUCCACCGCCCUGAAGGGUAUAAAUGGUCAACCGCAUCCACUGAAUCCGAAGGCUCACCUGCUGCAAGCUGUAGUACCACCGAUGGUCGCCGGUGCUGUAGCCAGUCCACCUACUCAGCCUCAUCUGCUGAAUCCACAACCUGUUGGAGUCAGCUGUUCCAGGCCUCCAGCACCGAAACCACCGGUGACAGUAACGAUGGAACCACCAAAAGUGGAGGUGUCGAUGUCCGGCUGCAUCAUGGUGCCAACCGCGAGUCCUCAGGCACGAGGAGUACCCAUAACAACCUAUGAAGGACCAUUGCAUGGGAGUGCUGGUGCUGCUCCGUCACCAGGGGGCCAGUACGGACUUGUCCCCCCGCAUCGAUCCCAGAGUCCUCCAUUGCCCCCACCUGCCCAUCAUCAUGCUAAUGCUUCUCAGGGCGACGUUGUGAACCAUUAUGGAGGGCUGGCGAGAGGCGCAGAACUGCCACCCCAUUACAUGCAUCCACAAGUUCUCCAGUAUCAGUAUUUGCGUGCACAGCAAGAAGCCUUAACAGCUCCGCGCAUUGCGUACCACAUUCCAGGAACUCGAUCUCCUCAUCUACCGUUAGAUCCAAAACUUGAAACUGGCAUAGAGGAUAGCCACAGUCCGCCGUUAGAACUGAGACGGGGCACAAGAACGCCUCAGGACCGCACCACCGACAGCCCCCAAGUAGCUCAAGUUUACGUAUUGCACGGUGGAACUAGAUUACCACCCCCGCCGCCGCAGUACAACGCGGGAAGUAAUCCAUCGUUAACGGGUGCACCAGCAGCAGCCAGGGGUGGAUUUUACGAGCCUCCACCGGCUCACGUGCGUUCUCAAUAUCCGAUCGCUGCCAGCGAAGCACCUAGCGACAGAGCCAUCACCCCAGACAGACCCAGAAAACACCAAGUGGUCACUCCACCGCACGUUUCCCAAGUACCACCGCAAGCAGACUCGUUUCAGAUGUUACUGCAACGUUAUCCAGUCAUGUGGCAAGGACUGUUGGCCCUGAAGAACGACCAAGCUGCUGUACAAAUGCAUUUCGUUUUCGGUAAUCCAAACGUAGCCAGGGACAGUCUACCUUGCAACAGCGAUGGCUCCACUCCACCUUUGAGAAUCGCUCAGAGAAUGAGACUGGAACAGACUCAGGUCGAGGGCGUGGCGAGGAAGAUGCAGAUGGAUAACGAACACUGUAUGCUUCUCGCUCUUCCUUGUGGCCGAGACGAGGUAGACGUGUUACAACAGAGUAAAAACCUUCAAACCGGAUUUAUAAUGUACUUGCAACAGAAACAAGCUGCUGGAAUUGUCAACAUUGCUGCACCAGGAUCGCAACAGCCUGCAUACGUAGUCCACAUCUUCCCGUCGUGCGAUUUCGCGAACGAGAGUUUGGCAAGGAUCGCACCAGACCUGUUACACCGUGUCGCGAAGAUCGCCCAUUUGCUCAUCGUAAUUGCCACGGUUUGAGGCCAACCAGUGGUCUGCUGGAUUAUAAUCUACCUAUACUUCUCGCCUUCAAGCACUUGUAGGACGCUUCGCACGUGGCAUGAAGCCUGGAGUGUCCCAACGACAAAGUGCAGCAUCGUACAAGAAAAGAGGAGAGUAUUCUGGAGGGGAAUGAUCUCUCCCCCAGAGAUAUAUUAGUGACAAUCAAACGGAUCCCGGCGCUAAUCGUGCCGACUUCUAGAUCGUAAGGCCUAAAAGACGAGGUACGGGGUUGUGUUACGUCGAAAGGGAGGCUAGCCACGGUCAAUGCUCGCAAAACAUCACCGGGCAUGCCUUUCUUCCCGAAAUCAUUUGGCGAGGGCGAGAUCAUUCGAAGAGUAAUAAACCCCCAAUGACUCGCAGUACGCCGAUACCGCUGACGACGUUUGUGAGAUCGACCGACGUCACUCUUGGUCUUUCUGACAAGCGAGUCAGGCACAACCCCAGCCCUUAGCCGAAGACCUUCGAUUCGAACCACGCGAUUUCCUCACGAGAACGAGAGAAAGAAAACUAUAAGGAUACGAAACGAAACCGCAUUUCGUAAAACUCUUUAAAGAAACGUUCGUCCCUCCUCUAGGAAAACAGUAAAACAUAAUUAUUAUCUACCGUUGCUCUAGAUGGACAGUCGAUUUCGUAAAGUAAGAAGAGAAUUAGAUGAAAGAAAAAUAAAACCAGAGGAAUAAUGAAGAUGGUAAAUAAAAGCUAACGUACCCCUACCACUAUACACGAGCUAUUUUAAGUAAGGCUUAGGUAUUAAUGAUACUUGUAUAAAUUAUAAGCGAGCCAGCAAGGGCAUAACUACUGUGAUUUUAAUUAUUUAACGAUAUAUAUCUCUGCGUAAAGACGAUGAUAAAAAACAAAAAAGUGAAAACAUAUAAAACGAUGACCGAGUCUGGGUCCGCGCGGUAUGUGAUGUGUUUUUUGUAUAAUACUGCUCUAUAUAAAUACCUAUGUAUUAUAUUAAUUGUAACAAUAGUUGCUGCCGCCGCUGUUGCUGCUGCCGCUCGUGUCGAACUAGAAAGUAACGUUAGGAUCCUAGACCUCUAGCGAAAACGAAAAAAAAAAAAAGAAGAAGAAGAAGAAGCAAGUAAAAAGUGUAACAAAGGAGCGAAAGGACUACCGAAAAUAAUAGUGUUUAUCUCUAGUGUAAUAUAAUUUCCCGCAGCAGGAUGUAACAUAUUAUUAUCGUGAUUAUCAUCUUAGCACUAUGUACAUUAUAAAAGAAGAUUUUUAAUAUUCUUA
Molecule: messenger RNA, 14351 nt
Organism: Osmia bicornis bicornis
Lineage: Eukaryota; Metazoa; Arthropoda; Insecta; Hymenoptera; Megachilidae
Product: protein split ends
Exons: 11
Coding region: 1179-13091 (3970 amino acids)
Biological process (GO): regulation of transcription by RNA polymerase II
Cellular component (GO): nucleus
Molecular function (GO): mRNA binding
Source: RefSeq, a predicted model, not a curated record